CACGAUUGUCAUUCCGUCGAGCGGAGGAAAAAAUCGAUUAUAAAAAAAAUAGGAAACGUAUUUUCAUCUAAAAAAUUUUGCUAUAUAAAUGUUCUUCUAAACGUCAACUUUGAGCAUUCCUCAGUUUAUUUGUCUGAAAAUGAAGAGCAGCGAAUUUCAAAAAGUCUAAUUCUUUUUGAUAAAUUAUUAGAAUCAGUUAAUACUCGACAAUAUUUUAUUACUUUUAUUUUUCUUUUCCUAAAUAAUUAUUUUCCAGGUUCGCAAUCCAACGGGAAUUUUUAUCGACGACAUUCAUUUCAUGGAUUUGGAAUCCUGGCCAUUUGUAUCCCGUAUAAUGAAUUGUAAAAAUUUUUUCUUAGCGAUGACUGUCGAUAAUUCCAAGUACACAUUAUCAGCAAAUCAUUAUAAUGAUUCAAGACUUUUCAAAUGCGCACUCGACGGUUUGAAUCCUCAGGAAAUGUGUUCACUAGUUUGCCAACUUCUCAACGUUCAUGGAAUUUCAAAAAAAAUUAACAAAAUCCUGAACAAUGCAAACUGGAUAAACGCAGGCUGGUGUGAGGCUUUCAUAUCCCUAACACUCGAAAGAAAGUGGUUUAAUUUUUAUUAUCGCGAUGCAAAAGGAAAUCUCCAAGACCUGAUUUCACCUCCACUUGUUUCUGUCAUCAAAGUACCAUACGGUGUCUUCCCUGAAGAGAUAAAUCCUCAUCUUCCACAAAAUAAAUUACACAUACUGGAUAUCAAAGUAGCAAACGCCCGGUUUAUGAACGACGACACUUAUCUUGACAUUGAAAUUUUUAACAAAAAAUUACUCCACGGACUCACAAGUUACGAGCAAAGUGUAUUGAGAUCAGCAGCAGUGCUCGGGGAUAUUUUUACGAGAGAAACACUCGAGAAUGUUGUACCGAAUUCAAUUGACUUUCACACAGCACGAGCAAUAACUCGAUUAAUGGAGCUCAGAGUACUAGAGUGCGCAUCCAUUCAGCGUUUUAACUACAAUCUCUCGCCUUAUGUGAAGCGAAAUACUUUUUCUGAUAUGCAUCAUCUUCUUCAUUGCUCAUGUUAUCGAACAAAUGUAGCUGUCAGAGAUGAACAGUUACCCAGUUAUGCCGGUUGCAAAUUACUCGAGUUCAAGGUAAAGGCCUUUCGUCGUUUUGUUUAUGAUCAAAUAUUGCCAAGUCAGAAGAGAGAAUUACAUUCGAGAGCUGCUGAGAUUUAUGAGCGUCAAGCUAAGACAUGUAUCUCAUGUGGCGGUGGAUCGUUUUUAAAUAUUUUGGGUGUUGUGCAAGGGAUUGGAGCUGAUGCAAGAGCACUAAGACCAUCUAUUGUCAGAAGAUCAUUAUCAAGAGACGGUAUUUAUUUCAGUAAAUUUAAAUUCCGAAAACGCAGUUCGUCAAAUGAAAGUACAGAAAAUCAGGAAGGGAUUCACUAUCAAAAAAUUUCAAUUUUGCCGCCUUAUUUUGAAGCCGAAGAAGAGUCUCAAUAUUCUACAGACGACAUGUCGACACCUUCAAACAAAUUAAAAAAAAAAUCAGACGUAUUUUUAUUUAAUAAAUGUGAUCCUUCACGAAGAUCGCAGUUGAAAAAAUUUAAUUUGAUUGAUUUUAGAAACUGCGAGUGUGAAAAUGUAUUGAAUGGAAUUUUUCAGGAAUUGCUGUGGCAUCUCCAGCAAACUGAUUUAUCAAGCAAACUCAUUGAGUACAUGAUGGAGUACAGCGCGGGAUUAAUUUUAAUCUGUAGAUAUUACGAAGCAUCAAAUAUUUUAAUUGUCGCCAAAGAAAUAAAUGAUAAAUUGCCUCUAGAAAAAAGAUGGAAAAAUAAAUAUAUCAUUUGGGGACUUAUGGGCGACGCUUCAGUGGCAUUGGGAAAUAUUUCAAAAGCUAAAAAGUAUUUCAAAGAAGCAAUAAGACUUCAAACUAAUGACAAACAUUACGAUAUAUUAUGUGUCAGGCCCAAAGUUAUUUGUCAGCUUUGGCAUAAGAAAAUAAAUAGAAAAUUUAUAAACAGAUUUUCUAUUAACAGAUUUACAGAAAAUGAAAUGUCAAGGCGUCUUGUUAUCGCUUAUCAUCUUAUGAAACUAUCAAAAGUUCUUUCGUUACAAGGGGACCAUAAUCGGGCAGAAUUAAUAACUUUAAAUGCCUUGAGCAUCGGGUUGUCGAGUUCAGAAGGUUUUACCCAAAAAUGUGAGCUUUAUGUCAAAGCUUGCGAAAUUUUUCGAGCAUGCAGUCAACUAGAAACUGCCCGAAAACUUGACAAGAAAAUUUUGACAGUCAUAACUAAGAAAUAUUGGUGGGCUUACAUCGACGAAAUAGUCAGUGUACUUCGUGUUUUUAAAUCAAUGUUCGAAAUUAGAUUGCUGAUGGGAGAAUACAGAGACGCACUAGAAAUUGGUGUUAAAUUAUUUAAAAUAUCAAAAUCCUUGCAAGUGACUGCGGUACAACUCGAAAUUUUGCCUUUACUAAUAAAUCUUACGAUCCGCAUGAAGCGAAUUUAUGAAACUGCAGAUCUUAUGAAAGAAUUAUUCUACUUAUCAAUCCAAGAUAUCGAUGACUCGAGUAUCACUUGGUACUACGCGCUGUCUCUAGAUCUAGCUUUAGAUGCCGGGAUGGUUUUGGAGUCUUUUGAAAAAUGUGCCGAGCAUGCGAAAACAAUUCUCGCCAAUAAAAAUAGAUCGUGCGUUUUACGCGACCCGGAAAGUCUCAAAAGACUAUUAAGUUGCCUGUGGAUAUGGCAGCUCCGAUCAGGUACCACAGUGACAGCGACAUUUGCACAGCGAUGUGCGUCAUAUGCAACGAAUAUUAAGCCAGACAAUUAUGCGCAGCUAUUAAAUCUUCUAAAGACUCUCGAGGCCUACUUCCUGGUAUUGAGACGGUGCAUCAACAUAAAGCGCGUCGACGAGCUUGCAGAGCUGCUCGAAAACACAAAGUUGAUUUUAAAAACACUCGAGCGGCAUUCAAACAACUCCAGGUUUAUAAAACCCCGCUUCUACAUGUUCAAGGCGUACUUAAAAAUAGCACACGGAGACAAACAUUCAGCAAUGAGGCUGCUGAAAAAGGCGAGAAAGUAUGCAAGUUUACAGAGCAAUGAAAUGUUGGCAUCUUUGAUCCUUCUUAAUGAAAAGAUGUGGAAGAGACCGGAGUUUAAUAACACGAACUUUUGGAUGGAGAACGUGAGCUGCCUUGACAGUUUUAAUUGGCGAGAUAUCCACGAGUUUGAUGUGAAAGCAUGGUCGUCUAUUUUAUUCUUCAUACCGCCUCCAGAUUCCUGUCUAUGAAUAUUUAAACACCAUUUUGUUAUAAUUUUUGGAGGCAAGAGUUGAUUUCA
Molecule: messenger RNA, 3321 nt
Organism: Microplitis mediator
Lineage: Eukaryota; Metazoa; Arthropoda; Insecta; Hymenoptera; Braconidae
Product: adenylate cyclase type 10-like
Exons: 15
Coding region: 299-3271 (990 amino acids)
Cellular component (GO): cytoplasm
Molecular function (GO): protein binding; adenylate cyclase activity
Source: RefSeq, a predicted model, not a curated record